Messenger RNA from Sphenostylis stenocarpa, 1269 nucleotides. Lineage: Eukaryota; Viridiplantae; Streptophyta; Magnoliopsida; Fabales; Fabaceae. The record is from the annotation of a GenBank genome assembly.
AUGUGUGUUGAUACUGCUUUCUUUUAUACCAGUGAUGUAAUAUUGCUAGUGUUGAGAAUGGAUAUCCUAAACCAGGAGAUAAGCAUGCAUAACCCUGAAGGUGAACUUAAAAUAAGUUUUGGCUAUCAAUGCAAUAGUGAUAGAGGUAUACCUUGCAAUAAACUCAAUAGAACAAGCAGUUUCUCUUGCUUGUCUGGUGCUGCCUUGAGUGCAAAUGCUACACUUGCCAACACCAACAUCUGCAAUGGCGUAAUAGGAGAAGAAAUCCUUCCGAGUUUGGACUCUCCUAGAUCAUUCCGUACGGUACCCUCUUCGUCAAGUUUUCCAAAGUUGGACAUGUUAUCAUCUUCUGUCCAUAGUAGUUGUUCAAAUCUAAGUUGCAGCCCAUCCACUCCAAGUAACAUGCUUGAAUAUGACCCUUGUACAUUAAAAUCCACGAGUUCUCCUUCCAGAAGUGAAGGUUUUCUUAAUGCCAUGGAUGUUCAAGUUGCUGGAGGAGCAGCUGGUGAAGAUAGGGUUCAAGCAGUUUGUUCUGAAGAAAAUGGGUGGCUCUUCUGUGCAAUUUAUGAUGGCUUCAACGGGAGAGAUGCAGCUGACUUUUUGGCUGGUACCCUUUAUGACACCAUUGUAUCUUAUUUUAAUAUGUUACACUGCAAUUUGGAACCAGAUUCCAUAAAAGCUUCCAACCAUGCUGCUAUGGGUGAAUCCUUUCCAUAUAAUUUGGAUGAUAGUCUUAUUAUCCAGGAGCAUCAGUCUCCUUCAAAAUUGAAGAGAAACAAUUCUAGUCUUGACUGUUUUGCAAGCAGUACUCCACCUUCCAAGUCAGAAACAUCUCCUAAACCAUUUUCACAUAGUACAGUACUUGAUGGUCUUCAGCAUGUUCUUAGUCAGGUUGAGAAUGAUUUCUUAUGCAUGGUUGAGCAGGAAAUGGAGGAACGUCCAGAUUUAGUUUCUAUUGGAUCUUGUGUUUUACUUGUGCUUCUUCAUGGCAAUGAUUUAUAUACACUUAAUCUUGGAGACAGCAGAGCAGUAUUGGCAACGUGCUGUACAGAUAACAGAAUGAAUGAGAAUGAGAGUGAGAGAUUGAAGGCUAUCCAGCUUACUGAUAGUCAUACUGUUGAUAAUGAAGCCGAAAGAGCUCGCGUUCUUGCUGAUCAUCCUGAUGAUCCGAAAACCAUAGUAGCAGGGAAAGUGAAGGGAAAACUGAAGGUUACUCGAGCUUUAGGAGCAGGGUACUUGAAAAAGGUUUGCAUUCUUUUCAAAUUUUAG